Molecule: messenger RNA, 2807 nt
Organism: Stegodyphus dumicola
Lineage: Eukaryota; Metazoa; Arthropoda; Arachnida; Araneae; Eresidae
Gene: gogo
Product: thrombospondin-1 like protein golden goal
Cellular component (GO): cell periphery
Source: RefSeq, a predicted model, not a curated record
CGACAACGCUAUUAGGUCUACCUGGUAGCCCAAGCUUCACAGCGGUGGCAAUGAGCGUCUCGAAAGGGAACGAAGAAGAGGGUGGGAGCUGAGGAAGUGAUGUGGAUCUGGCUUCUGCUCGCUGUUUUGCCAUCGACGCGAGCGGAUGCAGAAUAUUGGCUUUCAGCUCCAGUCGUGCAUAUUCUACUUUCUGGGGACACUGAAGUGCUGUACGGCAUCCCAUCCUCUGGCCCGGAUCUCAGGUUACAGUUGGUACGAAUCGGUACUGAUGGAGAAAAGCUAGUAGCAAAGCGAGAUGUACCACGGAGAAUCUCAAAAGGCAAAAUCAUUUUUCCAUGUGGGAUAUUUGAAAGAGCGGGCCAAUUUAUUUUUAAGCUCAUCACUGUAAAGGAGAACAAAGUUUUAGCUCAGACUGAAAAUCUUGAUGUUCGGUGGCCAGAAGUAACGGUUCAUGUACCUUUGAUGGUCGAAACAUACAGUUCUGAUGUCUUAGUUCAACUUUUUGUUGAAGAGCUGCGAUGCAAACCCCGCUCUAGUUAUUCCGUAUAUAUGGAUCUAGUUUAUGAAGGAGCAGCUUUUACUGCCUGGAAUGAACCAACAACACUUACGAGCAAGGAAUUGGUUGGGUGGAUAUGGGACCCUUCGUUUGAUGCCAUUUUGGAAUGUGAAUUCUUCGAUAAAGCUGGAAAUUACACAGUUCGAAUACGUACGGGCUAUCAAAAUGCACCAGAAGUGGCUGUCAGUGAUACCAUACUUGUUAUGUGGAGUCAUAGGUAUUCAGUGAGCGUAGCUAAAAGUUCGGUACAACCAUGUCAUGGAAGUUUAUCUGUUAUAUACCAUUAUCCAAGAUGCAUUUUGGACCAGGACAGAAUUCGCGUGUAUGGCAAAGCUUUGCGUGGUCCUUUGAAGUACAUUAGAGAGAGCCGGAUCGAAAGUGGGAAACAUGCCACCAAACUUUCAUGUGAUAUAUUUGAUGACGAGUUUCACGAAUACUGUUUCAGCUUUGUCAGCACAGCUCGGAAUGGGGCAGUAUACGACUUGAAAACUCAUUGCCUUCCUACCCUUACAGAUAACAAAGGUCUUAUUGCAACGUGGAAUGACUGGGGUCCUUGGAGUGAAUGCUCUUCAUCUUGUGGAAAUGGGGUUCAGACUCGUUAUCGAUUUUGCGUAUCUCCAACAAAUAGCUCAACAUGCAAUGGGAAAGCAGUACAGUCUCAGUCGUGCAAAAAGGAAUUAUGUCCAGAUGAUUCUCCGACAACUACUCAGGAGCCUUUUCUACUACAAUGCUCUUGUGGAUGUGAUAAGAACAUAACAGAAAAACUUUUAUUCAAGUUACUGGUAUCUCACUGUGAGACGGAAGUAAUAUGGAUCAUACAAGCCUGGCCGUCAGGACACAUAACUGUUGACAUUGUGAAUCUCGUAUUUCCGUCCCCAGAUUAUUGGUUGACCAUUCGUGACGGCAGAUCUCCUCUGGGAACUGUGCUGGCCAUCGUGAGACCAUUUACAUCUCGUUAUCCUAUUCAUUCUUUAACAGAUACUUUGAGACUGGAAGUUCAUUAUAUUAAUUCUUCUACACUGCAGGAUAUAGAAAUCGUAUGUCUAGCUACCAGAUCAGAGCGUCCGAGGGAAAGCCUUGCUAUGGUUCAACAAAAUAUGAAUACCCUUUCAUUUAGCAAUCUAUCUGCCGUCCAUGUGACCAUCAUAAUGCUAGCUACUAUCAUCUGCUCUACUAUUGCCUUGUUGAUCAUAUUCCAUUUUUGGCGACAGUACAAAGUGAAAUCCGUGACAGAAAGCUCUCGAAAUCUAAGCUGCCCAGAGCUUCAAACUUCCACUUCAGAGUUGUCCAUAAAGUCUCCGUCCGCUAGUCCUGAAGACUAUCUUUAUAAUAGCUUUAUUUUCCGUUCAUCUACAUCCCUCCAGCCGAAGCUCAAAUGGGAUAAAUUACCUGCAAAAGUCGAACAUACGGAUACCUCAUCACCAGUGAGGCGGAGAGGUCGUCCUACAAAUAAGAGUAAUCAACGUGAAAGUGCAACUCCUUUAACUGCGUCUGUGUCUGAACUGUCUACUACUGGCUCAGAAGAUGGCCUCGAGUAUGAUUAUUAUGAUUAUGGUUGCCACCAAGAGCCAGGAUCGUUUUUUUGCCCUGAUCCUGUACUCCUGGGAUGGCCUCCCUUUAUACCUUUACCACCUCAAGGCAUGGAAGAAUUUGGUGAUUAUCCUUUGCAGCAGUUUACACCAUCUCCAGAUCAUUCGUAAGUUGAUUGUAAAUAUGAAAGAAAGAAUGUGCGAUCUUUUUACAAAGCUCGUUGGAUCUACUUUAGAUACCAAAUUAAGAGAGAACAGAGAAUUUUAAUCUAGUCAAUAUAUAGUUAGGGAUCAGAUGACAUAUCAUGCGUUAAUGUCAUAAAGAUUACAAAAAUGUUUGUUUCUCAUUCUUGUUUUAGUUAUUGACACGUAACUGAACACCUUUUUGUGAUAUUUUUUUUUUGUAUAUCAGAUUUUUAUAUUCAUUUAUUUUAUAUUAAAAUAUUUAAUUUGUUUAAUGAUUCAUGGAUACAUUUGCAUUAUCAAAGCCUAAUUAUGAUGUUAAAAGACUCUAAAAUUUGCUAUUUUAUGUAUUUUCCUUAAAAUUAGCCUGCAUUAAGAGUAGUUGUUUUACUUUAUCAUGCUUUGAACUUAAUAUAUUUUGUGAACAUAUCAACCUCAAAACUGUAUUAUCAGUGCAUAUAAUACAGUCAUCUAUUUUUGUUGCAAUAUUUACUAUUUUAUUGGAAAUCUACUAUCCUGUCCGAUGUCAAAUUUCAAGC